Molecule: messenger RNA, 327 nt
Organism: Morchella sextelata
Lineage: Eukaryota; Fungi; Ascomycota; Pezizomycetes; Pezizales; Morchellaceae
Exons: 3
Coding region: 1-327 (108 amino acids)
Source: RefSeq, a predicted model, not a curated record
AUGAACCCAGCGUCCCCUCUCCUGGAAACCCUGACUAACCAGCAGCCUAACUCCUCAAGCCACACUAUCGCCAGCGUCGUCUCAGACAAAUUCCUCGACUAUUCCGCCGCGAAGGGUAAUAACCUCCGCCCGGUUGGGCUAAGGGAUGGGUGCAAAUGGUGUCUAUGUGUGAAUAGAUGGAAGGAGGCAUUCGAUGCUUACAAGAGGGGCGAGGUUUCUGCGGACACAGUCCCAAGAGUUGUACUAGGUUCCACGCAUAUCAGGGCGCUUGAAGGGGGUGUUAGAAUGGAUCAACUCGAGGAGUUCAAAUUCGAGGAGAAGAAGUAG